GGGGACAGCAUGGACGAGUGACUCAAGGCGACACUGAUAUAAAACUGGGUUUCCGAGGAGAAUAGAUGGUGAUGUUCAGUUCACUACCGUCAACAGAGUUUAAUAUAAGUGUGUACGUGUCUUGAAAAAACCUACAGACAGCCAUCAAUCUUCUGUACUUUUUUCCACCAUCCCACGGAUCGAAUCGAUAUUCACACCCCCGCCCACCCCCGGGGCAUCCUUCAUUCUCAAUGGAAUCACCGUCCAACCUCCAUCCCGACGACUGGGAAAGGGGCCUCAAAGCCCGAGAGAUCCGUGAAGAGGAAUGGGAGACCCAUCGAGAGUGGAUUAGACAGAUGUACCUCCAGGAGGGUGUCAAGAUCCGGGACCUCCGUAAGACACUGUGGGAGCGGUGGGAGUUCUAUGCCACUGAGGCGCAGUACAAGAAACGUCUCAGGAUAUGGCGGAUGGAGAAGAAUAUCUCGAAGCGGAAGAUGGCGGCCAUCAUCCAGGUGGCCGACCGGAGGAAGGCCCAGGGGAAGGAUACCAUCUUCGCUUGGCAUGGGCUCGUGCUCGACGAAGACAAGAUAGAGAGAGCGAGAAAGCGGUUCGGGAACCCGCCAGAGGCUUCCAGCUCGACUGAGACGCCUUCGUUCGUCACAUACUGGACGCCCAACUUCGACAUCAUUACCAGGCCAGAAGGAGCGGACGACUUUGUGGGAUGCGGCAGGAACGUCUCUCACGGCCGACGGCCGACACCCAAACUCUCUAGUUCACCAUCCAUAGAUGUCUCCUCUCCGGAGCUAACCACCGAGCAUCUCACCGCUCUGAUCGACUCGCCCAGCGGCAUCCACAGCCAGGCUCACAGCCAGGUCCACAGCCGUGCGCCCAGUCCCCGUCUCGCUUGGCUCCCAAGCAUCUUCCGACCACGUUCCGAAACCCCCUCCACACUCGAAGAUCCCAUCGCCGACAGCGAACUGGAUAAACUGAUGCUCGAAGCCGACAGCUACUGGAAAGCCAACAGCUAUUACUCUUCGCCGUCGCAAACACUCGGCGACGACGACCCGGAGACCUUCGCAUUCAGCCACAAGAUCGGCAUCGCCUACAACCAACUGAAAUACUUCCGCAAGGCUCGGGAAUGCUUCGAAAGUGCCUUCGCCGGUCGUGCGCGUGUCCUCGGCGACGAAGACCCACAGACCCUGGACUCCCUCCACUGGCUGGGGCUAACAAUCUAUCACCAAGCCCUCUCGCGGCAGCUACCGGCAUCACCACCGCCACAACCCUCCCUCGACCUCUCCGACGCCCUCCACCACCUCGAGCUCGCCUUCCAAGGCCGCUCCAAGACCCUCGGGGACUCGCACCCGGACACUCUUGCGUCACUGCACAGCGUCGGCCUCAUCCUACGCAGGCUCCACCGCCUCAGCGCAGCACAAGAGUGUUUCUCGCGGGCCGUCCUCGGCCGCGAAUCCGUGCUCGGGCCGGAAGCGCGGGAUACCCUCGACUCCCUGCACGAGCUGGGGCGCACGUGCUACCACAGCCGCGACCACGCGGGCGCACGACUGCACCUCGAGCGCUGUCUGGACGCCAGGAAGCGCGUGCUUGGUGAUGAGGACCCCGCUACGCUCACUACUCUCCACUACCUGGGGGUCACGUAUGUAGAGAGCUAUGAGCCUGCGCGCGGACGCGAGUGCUUAAGGCGCGCCUACGAGACGAGGGUCAAAACGUUGGGUGAGGAGCAUGAGGACUCU
Molecule: messenger RNA, 1727 nt
Organism: Tricharina praecox
Lineage: Eukaryota; Fungi; Ascomycota; Pezizomycetes; Pezizales; Pyronemataceae
Exons: 3
Molecular function (GO): protein binding
Source: RefSeq, a predicted model, not a curated record